Molecule: messenger RNA, 2756 nt
Organism: Scaptodrosophila lebanonensis
Lineage: Eukaryota; Metazoa; Arthropoda; Insecta; Diptera; Drosophilidae
Gene: Rat1
Product: 5'-3' exoribonuclease 2 homolog
Exons: 9
Coding region: 81-2705 (874 amino acids)
Biological process (GO): nuclear-transcribed mRNA catabolic process
Cellular component (GO): nucleus
Molecular function (GO): 5'-3' RNA exonuclease activity; RNA binding
Source: RefSeq, a predicted model, not a curated record
UUUACAUCCACACUAGUAUGGUGCUUAUUGCUCAACUCUAAUAUAUUGUGGUGCGAAUGAACUAACAUUUCUUUAAAAAAAUGGGUGUACCCGCAUUCUUUAGGUGGUUGAGCAGAAAAUACCCAAGCGUUAUUAUUGAAUGUAAUGAAAACAAGCAGAUUGACCCAGAGACAGGGAAAAAUUUGUAUGAGGAUGCUACACUUCCAAAUCCUAACGGCGUUGAAUUUGAUAACCUAUAUCUUGAUAUGAACGGAAUUAUUCAUCCUUGUACACAUCCUGAAGACAAGCCUGCACCAAAAAACGAAGAUGAAAUGAUGAUAGCUAUUUUCGACUGUAUUGACCGUUUGUUUGGAAUCGUUCGCCCUAGAAAAUUAUUGUAUAUGGCCAUCGAUGGAGUUGCUCCUAGAGCUAAAAUGAAUCAACAACGUUCAAGGCGAUUUCGUGCCGCAAAAGAAGCUAUUGAAAAAAGAUUGGAAAUAGCGCGGAUUCGAGAAGAACUUCUAUUACGAGGUUGUAAACUUCCGCCUGAAAAGGAAAAUGGUGAACAUUUUGACUCAAACUGCAUUACUCCAGGAACACCGUUUAUGGAUAAGCUCAGCAAAUGCCUGCAUUAUUAUAUACAUGAACGCUUAAAUAAUAAUCCAUCGUGGAAAAGUGUGAAGGUUAUAUUGUCAGACGCUAAUGUGCCCGGGGAAGGAGAGCAUAAAAUAAUGGAUUACAUCCGGAAGCAACGGUCGCAACCAGAUCAUGAUCCCAAUACACAACAUGUUCUUUGCGGCGCAGAUGCAGAUCUAAUAAUGCUCGGCUUAGCAACCCAUGAGCCCAACUUUACUAUAAUUCGGGAAGAAUUCCUGCCAAACAAGCCCCGACCAUGCGAUAUAUGUAAUCAGUUUGGUCAUGAAAUGGACAAAUGUGUUGGACUUAAUGUAACAACACCUGCAAAUUUUAAGCCAGAUGUACCAGUGGGGGGUGAGGUUAAAUUUAUUUUUGUCCGCCUGAGCGUUUUAAGAGAAUAUCUUAAAAAGACUCUUGAAAUGCCAAAUCUGCCUUUCAAGUAUGAUUUUGAACGAGCCUUAGAUGACUGGGUGUUUAUGUGCUUCUUUGUGGGAAACGACUUUUUACCUCACUUACCAAGCUUAGAAAUUCGAGAAGGUGCCGUGGAUAGAUUAGUAGAGCUUUAUAAAAAAUGCGUUUAUAAAACUCAAGGAUACUUGACAAAUUCUGGGGAUGUUAACUUAGAUAGGGUCCAAUUAAUAAUGACAGAUUUAGGAAAUGCUGAAGAUCACAUUUUUAAGGACAGACAGAGGCGCGAGCUUCAAUUCAAAGCAAGAGAAAAACAAAAACAAAAAAGGGAAAAACGAAAUUGCAAUGCUUUAGAUCAGUCAGUGUUCGGUCCGACGGCCAUUGGUCCGAAUAGUUCGCAAUCAAAAAUUUUAAACUAUAAAAUUGAGGCAGCAGCUUUAAGGAUGAGUGAAGUGAAUAAUUCGCAUAUAGAUAGUGUUGAAGAUGAGAAUAAUGAUGAAGUGCGCCUAUGGGAAGACGGAUUUAAAAACCGAUACUAUGAGUCGAAAUUUGAUGUGAGUCCCGAAAACCUCAAUUUUCGUUAUGCUGUUGCACUGCAAUACGUAAGGGGCUUGUGUUGGGUUUUGAAGUAUUACUAUCAAGGAUGCGCUUCUUGGAAUUGGUACUUUCCAUAUCACUAUGCGCCGUUUGCAUCUGAUUUCGUGAACAUUCAAGGACUGUCUACAAUAUUUGAAAAAGGAACAAAACCGUUCAAUCCGUUGGAACAAUUGAUGGGUGUUUUCCCAGCAGCAAGUAGCUCACAUGUUCCUCAGCCGUGGGCUCAGUUGAUGUCCCGACCGGAUUCCACAAUAAUAGACUUUUAUCCCGAAGACUUUAAAAUUGAUCUUAAUGGAAAAAAGUUCGCAUGGCAGGGAGUAGCACUAUUGCCUUUUGUGGAUGAAAAAAGAUUAUUUAAAGCACUUUUGCCGUUUUAUAACAAAUUAACAGACGAAGAAGUUAAACGUAACAAACAGGGAGAUUGUCAUUUAUACAUUGGAAAACACAACCCACACUUUAAAGUUGUUCAAAAUAUCUAUGAAACAAAUUCCAAAUCAUUGAAGGAACUUACUGUAACAUUAGAUGGAAUGUGCGGAAUACUAUUAAUGUCGGAACUCAACACUUGUUUACAAGGCACUCUACAAUCACCUAUACCUGGUCUACCUGAUAUUAUGAACAACAAAAUUGUAACACUGCGAUUCAGGGAUCCUAAAUAUGAUGAUGACUUUACUUUUCCUGCCAAAAGACUUCCAAACGCAGAGGACCCUCCACAAGUUUUACCUAUUGAAAAUCACAAAAAUCGUGGACCUAUGAUAGGAUUUAACGUAAGCUUACCUAGAUCCUAUCUCCCACAAGAAGCCCAUCGAAUGGUAACAACCAGCAUGGGUAUACAAUAUAAUAGAGCUUACAACAAUAAUUGUAACAAUACUAGUAACUAUUCUAAUAGUUAUAGCUACAACCAAGAACAUGCACACUAUUCUCGGGGCGCUAAUUACUACAGACCUUAUAAUCCAAAUUAUAACUCCGGACAUCCUGACUCAAGCUCCCAUCAGCAAAGAAACUUUACCUAUGGACCAAGGAAUUCAAAUAAUCGGAACUUUCCAAGGGCGCCGAGGCCUCAUCAAUCCAAUUACAAGAGAUUUUAAGGAAAAUCCCAAACGUGUAGAUGGUUAAACAUUUUAUAUAUUUACUUUGAA